AUGCUUCUUGGAGAGAACAGACCUCGGGAGGUCGAGCCGCUUGGGCUCGAUUGGUUGACCCGAACUUUCCUCACCAAGACCUCCAGUCAGCCGGCUAGUAACACUGCGGUGCCUACUGCAGAUGCGGCCGUCGAUGCACUUGAGCAGGGCAUUCAAAUGCUCCAGGUUCCGGGGACUCGGGGUGCUCCUCAGACCCAACCUGCGGCCAAGAAAAUAAGAGAAGAAUCUCUCCCGGACCCCAAGGACUUGAUUCGCGACCGCAAGAUCGCUCACGAGGCGUACCUUGAUGCGCUCGCCUCUCGGCCGGCUAUGCUUGCUCGGGAAGUCGCUGCCUGGUUCUCCAGCCGCCCGGAGCUUAUCGCUGAUGAGAAGGGAAGGGCCCUCCCUCUCAAAGCCGACAUGCAUGCCAGCAGCGCCGUCUUGGAUGCUGCUCAAAGUGCCAUCAAAGCCGCCGCGAUCUUCUCUUAUGCGGAUCAACUGCUGAGUCGACUUGAUGACGCAGGCUCGGACAAGCUGCGGCGAUCGAUCAUUUUGCAGGAGCUAUCGAAUGUUGCGCAUCUUGACUACGUUCGACUCCAGUCUCUGCUGAAGCGGCAGCUAACCAGGGACUCUAAGCUGUUCAAGCGUGUGUCGAACGGGGUCGAUGCUGUGGGAAACCCCAAUAUCAAACUGAAGGGCAAGCCGCAAGACGUUCAGUCGAGCGACCCCCCUCUUCACAUCCUUCUUCGACUGUGCCAGCCGGAAACGACCCCGCAGAAGGCGCAUGGAUGGAUUGAACAGCUCUCGAAGCUUUACCUCAAGACCGACUUUGACAAGUAUGGAGCGACGCUCCCACGAGAUGCGUUUGAGACGAUGGGCUUGCUGUCGUUGAGCGGGGCCGUGAAUCUGUCACUGGCACAGAAGGGGCCGGUUCCUUCGCGGAAGAAAGCUCAGUUCUUCGUCACCCGGGCUCAGGAGCUCGAGGCCGAGCUCAACCGGCUCAAGAGCGAUCUUGGUUCCGUGCUCACCAAGAAGGCUCUUGACGAUGGUCUCAUUGAUGGCGCAUUGGAGAGACUAGACGAAAUCAUUGUCGAGAAAGUGGGCUCAAGACUGGGUUUCUUGUACGAGGACCUGAUCCAGGACAGCUUUGCGUAUCUCGACAAGCAGUACGAUCACGCCAAAGCCAAUGGUGAGACCGACUGGACAGCACUCGCAGUGGAGCCCCAAGAGCCUUUUGAGAAACUGGUCGAGAGUCGCAAGGAGAGGGGCAAGUCGCGAUCAUCAAGCCGGUCUCAAUUCGAUAUUCUCUCCAGUGCUAGGGAGCCCGUACCUGCUCUACCAACCAUCAAAGUUGAAUACGAGUGGAUGGUUGAGACGUUCAAAAGCUUUAUCGGAAAAUCCGAACCGCGGGAAGCGGCCGACUGGCCUGCGUUCAACUUGGCGAUGAAGGAGUUGGGAUUCAGGGUGAUCCGUACGGCAGAUGGAUUGAACCAUGCGUUUGAAUCGUCCAAGUUCGGGUGCAAGCUUCUUAUGGUUUCUCCGCCUUACAAGGGUAAAUUCGAAGGAUAUUCGGCUCUUGUGCUCGGUCAGCGGCUGAACAAAGCCUACGGAUGGGCUGAAGAUACGUUUUACGAAGAGGAUCCUGGGAAACAGAUAGAUGAAACUUAG
This is a messenger RNA of Colletotrichum aenigma, 1647 nucleotides long. RefSeq lists its product as uncharacterized. The transcript has a single exon. NCBI's taxonomy places the organism in Eukaryota, Fungi, Ascomycota, Sordariomycetes, Glomerellales, Glomerellaceae. The coding region runs from base 1 to 1647 and encodes 548 amino acids. The record is from RefSeq and is a predicted model, not a curated record.